UAAAGAUGGAAUAGAUGAACCUGAACCAGUUCAUUUUGUGUUUUUUUGUAAGUUUUCAAAUGAAUAAUAUAUAUAACAAUCUAUCAAUUUAAAAGUUACAAAGAAAAAUCUUUCCCCCAUUACUACCACUGUAUACUAUUAUGUCUAUCACUAUACAUGCAUACAUACAACUGGGUAUAAAAUUAUACAGUAUAAACAAGAUAUCUUUUUAUUUAUCUUUUAAGAAAAUAUCUUUCUAUUUUAAAUAUUUUUUAAUGACUGAGAUAUUUUAACAUGUGGUUAAUGUUUGUAGUGUUCGAGCUGUAUUGGAGGGAACAAUGGGAAAAUCUUCAAUGUGUUCUACUUUCAAGACGAAAUGUUGUGAACCAGAUGCCCCACAUCCUCCCAAACUUGUUUCAAGGACCAAAAACAGUAUCAUUUUAAAGUGGAAUGCUUCUUCAGAUAAUGGUGCAAAGAUCGUUAAUUAUAUUUUAGAAUAUGAUGAGGGAAAGGGAAAUUCUGAAUUCAUUGAAAUAUUCAAUGGUUUGCAGAAGAACUAUAAAGUAACAAAGCUGAAAGUGUCAACAUGUUACAGAUUUAGGCUAGCUGCAGUUAAUGAAAUUGGAAAAAGUGAUUAUAGCGAAAUUAUUUGUUUUUCUACGAGUGGUAGUGCUCCAAGUCAGCCUUCACCACCUGUAUUAAAAGAUGCAUUUAUCGAUCGGCUUUCGCUAGAGUGGGAGAAAAGGCCAUUUGAUGAAGAAUUUACUCUUCAAGUUGAAGAUGAAACUGCUGAAGUUGGUUUCCUUCCUGUAUGUAAUACUGCAGAAAAUGCAUUUGUGUGUACAAAUUUAAAGAAGAACAGCAAAUAUAAAUUUAGACUAUGUGCUACUAAUGAAGAUGGUAGUAGUCCAUGGAGCAAAACUGUUACAUAUUGUACUAUACCAGACAGACCAUGUAGACCUACACAUCUUCAAACAAAAGGUCAUAUUGGCCAUAGUUCUUUUCAUGUAGUUUGGGAUCCACCUAUGGAUGAUGGUGGUUCACCCAUUACUGCAUAUGUGCUAGAAGUAGAUGCUGGAAAAGGUUUUGAAAAAAGAUUUAAUGGGUUGCAGACAGAAUAUGUUCUUGAGAAUCUUCAACCUGGUACCACAUACUCUUUAAGGGUUGCCUGCCAAAAUGCAAGAGGACAAAGUGAAUAUUCUGACUCAAAGAAUAUUACAACAGCCAUAACUUAUCCAGACAAGUGUCAAAAUCUUAAAGUACAUGGUAAAGCGAAAACCCAUUAUUGUCAAUUAGAAUGGGCACCACCAAAUUUUAAUGGUGGUUCUCCUGUCUCUCAAUAUGAAGUUCAGAUGUUAACUUCAGAUGGUUCCAGCAAACAAGUUUAUGUUGGAUUUGACUCGAUGUGUACCAUAGCUGGUCUAUUGCCAAAUACUAUAUAUAUGUUUAAAGUACGAGCCUUUAAUAAAACAGGACCUGGGCAAUGGACGAGUAUGCUAGAAGUGUUGAGUGGAGCUGGUCCUCCAGAUUCGCCAAAGAUUUCAUUGGAGUGCCAUUCUUCUUCAACUGCCAAGUUAUCAUGGGAUGAACCAAAUAAUAAUGGAGCUCCAUUAAUUGAAUAUAAUUUAGAGUUUAGUCAAGACAAAGAGAAUUUUACAAAGCCUGGGCAAUGGACGAGUAUGCUAGAAGUGUUGAGUGGAGCUGGUCCUCCAGAUUCGCCAAAGAUUUCAUUGGAGUGCCAUUCUUCUUCAACUGCCAAGUUAUCAUGGGAUGAACCAAAUAAUAAUGGAGCUCCAUUAAUUGAAUAUAAUUUAGAGUUUAGUCAAGACAAAGAGAAUUUUACAAAGAUAAAUGUAGGUCUUAAAAAUUGCUAUGAAGUUAUUGAACUUUCUCCUGCCAAACUGUAUUUUUUUAGGAUACAGGCAGUCAAUUCUGCUGGUGCUGGAGCAUUCAGCGAAGUAAUAUCCUGUCUGACAUCAGCAUCUCCACCAUCCGCCAUAUUAUCUUCGUCCCUUGAAACAACUUGUACUGCCACAACAAUGACUUUAAAAUGGCAAGAACCAAGUUGUAAUGGUUCAGAUAUUUUGCUAUAUAAUAUUGAAGUAGGUGAUCUUUUAUAUGCUACGGAAGGAAAUAUCACUGAAAUUUUAAUUGAAGAUUUAUCACCUGAAACAACUUAUAGGAUAAGGAUACAAGCUGUUAACAGUAUAGGUCCUGGUCCAUAUAGUUCUGCUGUGAAAACAAAUACUCUCUGUUUGCCUCCUUCACCACCAAAAUUGACUUGUGUGGCUGCAUAUCAUAAUAGUAUAAGGCUGAAAUGGGGUGAAGGACGAAAUACGGAUCUAAUUCACUAUAUUCUAGAAUUAGAAAAUAAAGCAGGAAGUUUUAUUCCAGUAUAUCAAGGCACCAAUUAUGUCUACAAGGUCAGUAAACUACAAGAAUCUACGCUGUAUAAUUUUCGUAUAUGUGCAGCAAAUAUUGCUGGAACAGGAGAACGUUCAAAAGUGUAUUCUUUUUGUACAACAAAAUCUCCUCCUCCUACAAUUAAAGCACCAAGAAUCUCAGCUAUUACUCAGACAUCUUGCAAAGCAGAAUGGCAGAUGGCUAAGCCAAUAGGAAAUGAUUCAAUAACAUAUCAACUUCAAUUGUUUGAGAAUCAAGACUCAGAAUUUAAAACUUUAUAUCAAGGUAUUGAAACGUCUUUUUAUAUAGAAAAUCUUUCUCCGAACACAACCUAUGAUAUCAGAGUCGGAGCCAUAAGACAUUGUAAAGACAGUGGGGAAAAUAUUCCGGGUGCUUUUAGUUCUAGUACAAGUUUUACGACCUUGAAUCAGGAUAUUACAUCAAGGACCAAUUUUCAAAAAGAAGAACAAUCUACGGGAUUGCUAAAGGAAAAAUUGUUUUUUACGGAUCAACAAUGUGCAUUUAUUAUUCUUAGUUGUUUUACGUUAUUCGGAAUCGUCGUCGCAGUCGUAAUCCAAACCUUUUUGUCACGCAGUAUUAGGUAAUCACUUAUAUAUAAUUUUUCGAUAAUUAUAUUUCUUAUAUUAUUACGAAAAGGAUAUACAGCUUUUUUGCUAUAUCCAGGGAUAAGCCAACAAAAUAUCCUGUCGGAGUUUGCAAAAUAUCAAUGUGAGAAUCGACAAAUAUCAAAGUAUUAGUGACAUCGUUUGCAAAUGUUUUUAUAUGGGUAUGUUUGUUGUUUGAAAAGAUGCAACGAACAGAUUGAUCUUACAUGCAGAUAUGUCAUAUCGGGACAGCUAAUUGAUGCAUAUUAAACAAUCAUUUUUAAAUUUAUUAAAAUAUUUAAUGAAUACAUUUCUUUUAUAUUUUACAUCUUCUAGCAAUCUUUUAGUUCCGCUAGCUUAAGAAAAAUCAAAACCACUUUAAUUAAAUUUUGGCAUGUCCCUGGAAGUUUACAAACAAAUCAACAUUUAAGUGCAAUAUUAUGCUAGGCAACUGAAUUAUAUAUUAUUCAUAAAAAAGCCAGUUUUUUUAUACUGCCUAUAUGCAGUCCAAGUAAAUAUUGCUUAUGCAAUUUAAAAAAAAAUGGUAGUUUUAUAUUUUUUUAUUUACUAUAUUUGAUUUAAGCACAAAAAUUGAGGGAGUUAUCAGUAACUGAAAAAAUAACAACACUAAUAAAAUCAAAAAAAAAAAAAAUACAAAAAAAAAAUUAUAUCCAGAGUCUUAUAUUGUAUUAUAAUGUAUUUUAAAACUUUUCCAGUGAUGAAAUAUUGUGAUUAUUAUAUCUAUAUAAAAAGUUACAAUAUUUAAUAUAAACUAAAUCCAAAUAAAAUUUGAUCAAAAAGAAAAAUGAAGUUACAAAUUGAGACCCUAUAAUACUUCUUUCGAGUCGAACUGCAGGGAUUCAGGAUUUUCACCAAGAAUAUUAAAUAGUGCUCGGGUUCAAAUUAUUGUCUGGAAGAAAAAACUUUUUGCAUUUGUUUCUCUGGAAAAAUUCCAAUUAACUCUCUCGCAUAACUAUCAGUAUUUCCUAUUUUAAUACAAACAUCUUUUUACGAGUCGACACGAACUGUAUCGGAUUGUAAUCGGCUAUUAUCCAUAUAUCAUGUAUAAGCAAAUAACUUAGUGUAUUCUUAUAAAUAUUAUUUUUAUACAUAAUUCCAAGGAUUUUGAUUUGUUUUAUAUAAUAUUUGCUAUGUGAAAUGGUGACUGGUAUAUAUUUAGUAGCUUUAUUUUUUUUGUUUGUUUUUUUUUACAUUUUUUCUCCCCUGGCAUUUAAUAUAAAGGAAAAAAAAACAUUAUUAUUCGUGAUUUCCAAAUUAAAAUAUUUUGUAAAAUUUAUGUAUUUAAUUAAAGCAGCAUGCAUUGUGACGUUGUUAAGGCUUCUGACAGAUUAAAUGUUCCUGGGUGUUGAGUGUAUUAUACACAAAGUGUUUAACUUGAAGUGAUAUGUAUGAAACUCAAAUUCUUAAAUACCAAGUGUUGUAUCAUGAAAUAAAAAUGCUGUUAUAAUUGUAAA
Centruroides sculpturatus (bark scorpion) is the source of this 4462-nucleotide messenger RNA. Its product is annotated as fibronectin type-III domain-containing protein 3A-like. Bases 318 to 2987 code for a protein of 889 amino acids. The transcript is spliced from 19 exons. The record is from RefSeq and is a predicted model, not a curated record. NCBI's taxonomy places the organism in Eukaryota, Metazoa, Arthropoda, Arachnida, Scorpiones, Buthidae. Gene Ontology annotation, molecular function: protein binding.